AUGUUCAUCGCGUCGCUGUACUCCGACUACUACAAGAGGCUGUGGUCGUGGUACUCCACGCCGCACGUGGCGAAGGGCGGCGGCGCGACAAGGGUAAGCGUGUUCCAGCGGACACACGAGGAGCGGCAGGCGACUGAGAACCUGGCGCACAACCAGAAGGCGCUCAUGGAGAUAUACUUGCUCAGCUUCUCCGAGGAGCUGGUCACAUCCGGCCUUUCCACGUUUGGGUACGUCAGCAGCGGCCUCGCCGGCAUCCGGCCAGCAAUCCUGCUCACCGCGUUCAACCACAUGGUUCCUGAGACGCCGUGCCAGCGGGCAGUGUCCAUGGAGCCCUGCAACCUCACGCCGCCCCAGGGCCUCAAGUGCCGGGACAAGCCCGCUAACGAGGAGGACCUAGCACGCCAUAUCAAGGUCUGCGAGGAUUUCAAGGAUGGGGUCAAGUUUUUUGACUAG
Miscanthus lutarioriparius is the source of this 453-nucleotide messenger RNA. The record is from the annotation of a GenBank genome assembly. NCBI's taxonomy places the organism in Eukaryota, Viridiplantae, Streptophyta, Magnoliopsida, Poales, Poaceae.